UGGAUCGUUACAUCACUCGAUAAGGCCACGCCCACGUGGGUGGUGACACAACAGAGGGAAAGUGGUAGGAGGGGGAGGGGCGUUCCGUCGGCAGGAACAUAGACAGCAGGCAGCAGCUGCAGCGAGAGGAUCCGCGAUCUCCACUCUGCCUUCAAACAUUCAUAUUACCACGUCCAGCUCCCAAUAAACACACACACACACACACACACGCAGGACAGCAACGCACAAACAUACACUUACACGACUUCUAAAAUGGUGGACCGCGAGCAACUGGUGCAGAAAGCCCGGCUGGCCGAGCAGGCAGAGCGGUACGAGGACAUGGCAAAUGCCAUGAAAUCGGUCACAGGGCUGAACGAACACUAUCCAAUGAGGAGAGGAACCUGCCUGUCCGUGGCCUACAAGAACGUGGUCGGGGGCGAGGCGCUCAUCCUGCGUGUCAUCUCUAGCAUUGAGCAGAAGACGACGUCCGAUGGCAAUGAGAAGAAGAUCGAGAUGGUGCGGGGCUACCGGGAAAAGAUUGAGAAGGAGCUGGAGGGCGUGUGCCAGGACGUGCUCAACCUGCUCGACAACUUCCUGAUUAAAAAUUGCGACGAAACGCAGCACGAGAGCAAGGUGUUCUACCUGAAGAUGAAGGGCGACUACUACCGCUAUCUGGCCGAGGUGGCCACAGGGGAGAAGAGAGCCGGGGUGGUGGAGUCCUCCGAGAAGUCCUACAGCGAGGCCCACGAGAUCAGCAAGGAGCACAUGCAGCCCACCCACCCCAUCCGCCUGGGCCUGGCUCUCAAUUACUCAGUCUUCUACUACGAGAUCCAGAAUGCCCCCGAGCAGGCGUGCCACCUGGCCAAAACCGCCUUUGAUGAUGCCAUCGCAGAGCUGGACACCCUCAACGAGGACUCCUACAAAGACUCCACUCUCAUCAUGCAGCUGCUACGAGACAACUUGACGCUGUGGACGAGCGACCAGCAGGAUGACGAGGGAGGAGAGGGCAACAAUUAAAGAGUCCAAAACCUCAUUCUGCCAAAACACAACACGCGCGCUCACAAAUGAUGACAAAAUCAAAAUAGUUCAAAACGAGUUCCUAGAAAUUGAAAAAUAAAAAAUGGGAGGGUGGGAUUGGGUGGUGGAACAUCAGUGGCCAAUUUAGCUGAUGGUACUAACAUGGCUGCUGUUCUUUAUUUUUCCAGUUAAAAGUGAAAAAAAGAAUUAGGAGGGAAGACAAUUUUUGUUUGACAAAUAACCUACAAUUAAAAAAAAAAAGAAAAGAAAAAAAAAA
Messenger RNA from Solea solea (common sole), 1273 nucleotides. It is a transcript of the gene ywhag1, whose product is annotated as 3-monooxygenase/tryptophan 5-monooxygenase activation protein, gamma polypeptide 1. Gene Ontology annotation, cellular component: cytoplasm. Gene Ontology annotation, biological process: signal transduction. The record is from RefSeq and is a predicted model, not a curated record. The transcript is spliced from 2 exons. Lineage: Eukaryota; Metazoa; Chordata; Actinopteri; Pleuronectiformes; Soleidae. Gene Ontology annotation, molecular function: protein kinase C binding. The coding region runs from base 253 to 996 and encodes 247 amino acids.